Messenger RNA from Fusarium keratoplasticum, 2517 nucleotides. RefSeq lists its product as uncharacterized. Gene Ontology annotation, cellular component: fungal-type vacuole membrane. The transcript has 3 exons. The record is from RefSeq and is a predicted model, not a curated record. Bases 1 to 2517 code for a protein of 838 amino acids. NCBI's taxonomy places the organism in Eukaryota, Fungi, Ascomycota, Sordariomycetes, Hypocreales, Nectriaceae.
AUGACGGCCCCCGACGAAACCGAGCCUCUCCUCUCGCCAACGCGGGAGGAGCAGCCCACCGAGAAUUCGCCUCUUCUUGGGGAUCGCGAUGAUCGACAUAGCGAGGUUGACGAGCAUGAAGAAUCCUCAGCCCAGCCUCAGUCUCAGGACAAUAAGAGCGCCCGGACAUCAUGGCGAUGGCCUUCGAUUAUCGCCAUGGCCUUCCUCGGCAUCCUUGUCAUUCUUAUUAUAAUCCUCGGCUUCCUUGUUCCUCCCGCUGUCAAAGAGUAUGCCGAGAAAGCCGCCGUCCUCGAACCGACAAACUUGUCCAUCGAGAAUAUCACGACCGAUGGAAUCCGGGCACGCAUCCGUGCAAAUGUCUACCUCGACGGCUCGCGUGUCGACAACUUGAACUCUCGUCGCAUCGGAAAGGCCGUUACUGGUAUUAUGCGAAAGCUCGAGACCAAGGAGACGACCGUCCGAGUCUACCUCCCCGACUACGCCGAAGCUCUUGCCGGCACCGCCGUUAUCCCUCCUUUGGUUAUCGACGUUGUGAAUGGACACAAUAAUGCACUGGACUUUGUGGCCGAGGUCAGCCCCGGCAAGGCCGAAGACAUCCGCAAGAUCGCAAACGACUGGUUGGAUGGCAAGUUGAAGCAACUCAAGGUGGUAGGCAAGACCCAGGUUCACCUCAAGUCGGGCAUCUUCCCGCUAGGAACCCAUGAUGUGGCCGAGUCCAUGGUUUUUGAAGCCAACAAGAUUCCGUCCAUGCCCGACUACAAGAUAGAACGUCUCGAUCUCCACGAUCGCCCGGUAGACGGCCACGGACGGAAAGUGAUUGAGGCAGACGUAUCCUUGACUGUGCACAAUGACUAUCCGGUGUCAUUUGAAGUCCCGACUCUCGGGUUUGAGGUCCUAGUUCCCAACUGCGACUCAUCACUGCCCUCUAUCAGUGUUGCAGACGCCAUUACCGACCCCAUUCACAUUCGUGCCAACAAGGACGUCAAGGCAGACGCCAAGGGAGUCAUCCGUGAUAUCCCAGAGUCCCUUACACGAGCGUGCCCUCACUCCGAGACCUCUCCCCUAGAUCACUUUAUGGAUCGCUACCUCCAUGGCGAGGAAGCCCAGGUCUUCGUGCGCGGAAAGAAACUCAAUGAUUCGGAUACUCCAGAAUGGAUCUCGAAUAUUCUCGAGAGAAUUACUGUUCCCGUCGAGUUUCCCGGGCGAUCAUUCGACAACUUUAUCCGCAACUUCUCACUAACAGAUGUCGACUUUAAGCUACCAGAUCCUUUCGCCGAUGUCAACGACCCAAACAGCCAACCUCGGGUCUCUGGAACGACACAAGUGUUGGCAGCUCUUCCGCCUGAGCUGAACGUUGAUCUGGCGGUCGAGAAGCUCCGCGCCAAUGCGGAUUUGUUCUACGAGAAGCGCAAGCUCGGCGAGCUCAACCUGCGUCACUGGGAAAAGGCGAACUCGACAAAGGUCCAAGACGACGCGAACGAUGAAGUCCUACUCAACAUCACCUCAAGAGUAGUCGACGUACCCUUGACAAUCACCGAUGGCGACGUGUUCAGCGAAGUGAUGCAGAAGCUGCUCUUCGGCGACGAGGAUCUCAUCCUCGACAUCAAGGCCGAAGUCGAUGUCCAAGUCUCGACCGUCCUCGGAAUCUUGACGGUCAAGAAGGUUCCCGCAGAGGGCAAGAUUCCAGUAAAACGAGUUCCCGGAGACACGCUCAGCAAGCUCAACCCCCAGGUUGGAGAGAUUGAGAUUGUCGAAACCUCGGAGACGGGUGUUCAGAUGAAGGGCUUCGUCAACAUCACCAACCCUACGCCAUACACAGCCGUGGUCCCCUAUUUCAACAUACAUAUUCUCCAUGACGGUCAAGUACUCGGAGAGGCUGUAUCCAGGAACGUCGAUUUCGGCCAGGGCGUGAACACAAACAUUCUCGUCCACGCAACUUGGGAUCCAACCCGUUUUGGAGGAGACAAGGCACAUGAAGUUGGCAGGAAGCUGCUAUCAGACUACGUCUCGGGCAAGAAUACCACCUUGACAGCAAGAACGCACAAGGGAAGCAUCCCAAGUAUACCUCUUAUUGGAGACGCUCUCUCCAAGAUCAACGUCACUCUCCCUACACCACGGAUACGAAUUCCAGGCGAGGACGAGAACGAAAAGCCUCGCUUCAUCGCCGAUGCCACCUUUCACAUCCUAUCAUCUACAGCCACCUUCACCCUGCUCUCACCUUUGCAGUAUAACACUCUUUAUAUCGAACACAUCAACGCCACCGCCUUCUACAACCACACCGAACCAGUCGGUCAGAUAAUCCACGACUCUCCCUUCCCAGCAACACCAGGUCGAUCCCAGACUCCGCGCCUCCCCGUGGAAUGGUCACCCGGGAGCGUGGGCUACGGCAAGCUUAAGGAGGCGCUGGGCGGAACGCUCAAGCUCGAUGCUGUAGCCAACGUGACCGUCAGGCUCGGGAGCUGGACCGAGAAUCUUCAUUAUCGGGGCAAGGGCAUCGGGGCAAAAGUCAGCCUCUAA